Molecule: messenger RNA, 1302 nt
Organism: Lathyrus oleraceus (garden pea)
Lineage: Eukaryota; Viridiplantae; Streptophyta; Magnoliopsida; Fabales; Fabaceae
Exons: 1
Coding region: 1-1302 (433 amino acids)
Source: RefSeq, a predicted model, not a curated record
AUGGAUUAUUUAGAUGUUGUAACUGAUGUCAUUCCUCUCUCCAUGGUUCCAAGACACGUUCCUACUAAAAGAAGGGCUAGAACACAUACUGGGAAAAAGGUUAGGCCUUCAACUGUAAGUAAAUCUUCUAACCCCUAUGGGUCGGUUCAAAUUCUUUCUAGUGAGAUUAGGAAUAUUGAUCCCUCUGUUGCUGUCAAGAAACCUCACUAUAUGAAUAACUUAUAUCUUGGUCCGAUUAAAACCACGAAUGUCGAACCUGAUGUUGUUGCAUCGGCUAAAGGUUCUAUUGUUCCAAAAGCAGUGGGUAGUGUUGAAUCAACUGAAAAACCAGAGUUUGAAAAACCAGAAUCUGACUCUGGUAUUGUAAGUAUAGAUAACCCUAGAUCUGAUAAAACCCUAGGUCAAUCUAGUAUAAAUGAUGCUGAUAAAAAUAUUGUUGAUAAAAUUAUUAGUGUGUUAAUCUCUCAAAUUUUGGGUAUUGAAUCUAAUUCGGAUGUUGUAUCGGAUGUCACGACAUCCUUGGCCCAAACUGAUCAUUCUAUUGAAACCCUUCCUGAAAAAUAUGAUGGAAAGUCUAAUAGUGAGUCUGUUAUAGUUAAGUCCCCUAAAAAAUAUAAAGAGAAAGAUGAUUCUAAUUGUAUGUUUGUUGAUAUAUCUGAUAAAGAAGAGAAUGUUGGUGUGAAGAAGGAUCAAUCUACAUACAUUGUAAAUGUAGAAGAUCUGGACUCUGAUGAUGAGUCCAUUGGUAAGAGAUUGGCUAUAGGGGUAGCUAAGAGGUUAAAGAGUAGAAAAGGGAAGGUUGUUAAGUCUAUAAGCAAGUAUCCCAAGGCUCCUAAUAAAAGUACAAGUGUUGGUCCUGCUAAAAGGUGGAGCAAGGUUGUAACCAUUGCCACCAAGAAAAGAUCUCUAAAGAGGAAGAAAGUCCCCUAUAGUUCUAGUGACUAUGAUUAUGAUGUCGAACAAAAUGUUCAAUACAUCAUGCCUCUAAAGAAAUCUAGUGGGAAAAAGGUCCCUAUUAAUGUGCCUGAAGUUCCCAUUGACAACAUCUAUUUUGACUCUGUUGAGAAUGUUGAAAAAUGGAAGUUUGUGUACCAAAGGAGGUUGGCUUUGGAAAGGGAACUUGGCAAGGAUGCCUUUGAGUGCAAAGAAGUGAUGGAUCUGAUUAAAGAAGUUGGGUUGAUGAAAAGUGUGUCUGGUUUUGGCAAGUGUUAUAAGAUGCUUGUAAAAGAGUUCAUUGUGAAUAUUUCUAAUAAGUGUGAUAACAAAAGGAGUAAGGAGUUCAAAAAAGUGUAUGUGAGAUGA